Cydia amplana is the source of this 543-nucleotide messenger RNA. RefSeq names its product succinate dehydrogenase cytochrome b560 subunit, mitochondrial-like. Lineage: Eukaryota; Metazoa; Arthropoda; Insecta; Lepidoptera; Tortricidae. The record is from RefSeq and is a predicted model, not a curated record. The transcript has 2 exons. Gene Ontology annotation, molecular function: electron transfer activity; oxidoreductase activity, acting on the CH-CH group of donors. Gene Ontology annotation, cellular component: membrane. Bases 47 to 520 code for a protein of 157 amino acids. Gene Ontology annotation, biological process: mitochondrial electron transport, succinate to ubiquinone; tricarboxylic acid cycle.
CAUUUCCCACCAAUAUGAACCUAUCUGCAGUACGAAAGUGCCUUUCAUGCUACUGAAAGCAAUUCACACAAGCCAAGUGGGCUGCCGAGAUUACAUGUACAAGCCUUACAAGGCUCCGUGUCGCGAAGACCACGACCACAAGAAUAUGCGGCUCAAAAGACCCAUGUCACCACAUUUGACCAUUUAUGCGCCGACCUUGCCUGCUAUGACUUCAAUAGCGCAACGCAUAACUGGUACAAUCCUAACGUUUUACACCAUAAUGUUGUCUGGUGGCGCACUGUUCCUGUCCAAUGGCAUCGACAGCAUCGUAUCAAUCAUACAAAGCCUGAACUUAAACAGCUUUCUCAUAUUUAUUCUUAAGAUUAUGAUAGGUCUCCCAUUCGGCUACCAUUAUUUCUGUGGCAUUCGCUUUUGUUUGUUUAACAUAGGCAAGAUUCUGGAUAAAUCAUCGGUGUACAAGACUGGUUAUCAGGCCAUUAUAGCUGGAGGCAUAUUGGCGGUGUUGUUUGCUUUGCGCUAACUUUUAUUUAGACAUGUUAACUU